CGGGCCCGCCCCUUCCGCGCCGCCGCCAUGGCGGAGCCGCCGGGGCCUUUCUGCGUGCUGGGGGCCGGGCCGGGCCGGUACCUCUGCUACUGCUGCCCCGCGGCCGGCCCCGGCUCUGCCGGCACCGUCUGUGUGACCGACGCGCUGGAGGUCUGGGCCGGGGAGCUCGGCGCCCGCCCGCCGCAGGGCCGCGCGCCGCAGGGCGGGACGGGCCUGCCGGAGGACGGCGUCGCGAAGCUCAGGGAAGCCCUGCGGCGUGGGGCCGUUUCCCUGAGCCUGCAGGAGGGCGGGGCCACGCUGCAGCUGCAAGGGGAGGCCGGACACAGCACCCUUCAUCUCUGCAAGCUGCCUGUUGCUGAGGCGAGGACCCAGCUCCAAGCGCUGAUGUUUGGCUUGGCGACUUCCAUCAAGAAGCUAGAAGAACGUCUCGAAGGUUUCCCCCAAGUGAGCCAGUUCAGAGGACCAACAGUGGUGGGCACACUGGGGUCUUCCUGCAGCCCUGAGAAGAAUGCUUCCCAGAGCCAGCAGCUCUUCCUGCCAGGAAACUCUGAGCCCCCUCUGCUUUGGCUGCUGUCACCCACCCUGCUCUUGGUGCCCUUCCCAGCACAGGAGGGGCCAGGGCUCAGCAUGGUAGCUCUUGAGGUGCACUGUGCUCAGGUCCGAUGCCUAGUAUCACCAAGCAGGGUUGCUUGCUGGCCUCCAGGAGAAGGUCAGGCUUCACUGCUCUUCCAUGGCAGUUCCACCCCAGCCCAAGGAAGAACAGGGCUGCUGGCUCAGCUUUGUCAGCUAAGCGGAAGAUCCCAGGAGAGUCUCUCAUUAAUCCUGGUUUCAAAAGCAAGAAGGCACCAUCUGGAGUGGACUUUGAAGACUCAUGACCUGUGGUGUCCUGUCCCCCCGAUGACAGCAUUUUCAACCACGUGUGGCUGAUAGAGGUUUUACUGCCUCCUGGCCCUGCCAGGCUCCUUGCUGCAGGUGUGGAUCAUGGUCAACAAGGGAGAUGGAUGGGGCAAGCAGGACCCAGAGACCCGGAGGCAGUGCCUGGCAGGCCUGAGGGGGCAGCAGAUCUUCAGCUGGUGCUGUGGCAGGGCCGGGGAGGGGGUAGACAGGGCAGGGGUGACAAAGUGGUGGCUUUUUUUACCUGCAGCUUCUUCCUGCUGAAAGGAGCCACCCCUUUACUCCACUCGCCAUUAAUUGGUGUGUUGUUUUUUUUAAAUAUCUUUGAAAGAUAUUUUUUUAAAGAUCACCUGUGCUUAAGUUAUUGCCAAUAAAGCUGUUUUUAACCAGUCUCUGGGGGCUUGUCCAGAG
This is a messenger RNA of Anas platyrhynchos (mallard), 1305 nucleotides long. The record is from RefSeq and is a predicted model, not a curated record. Lineage: Eukaryota; Metazoa; Chordata; Aves; Anseriformes; Anatidae.